AUGGUAUACGAUUCGCUGACUAAGGCUCCUCGCAACCUGAAGGAAGGCCUUGAUUGGUUGAUGGCCCUGAAGGGAACUGGCGCUGAAAACAACUUGGCGGCCGUGGGUGCUGCGGUUUACAAAUUCCUCGCAGACAAGCCUGUUGCCUGGCAGCAGUUGUCAGCUUUAAAGCAAAUGAAAUACAUUUCUAAAAAGUUUGUGCAGCAAGAGGAGCUUAAGGAUCUGUGGCCCGCGAAUGAGCUGCUGCAACGAUUCGAGCCACCCGUGAAUCCAAACCUCGACGAGGAAGUGAAUAUCUCCAGAGAUGUCUACGAAAGCGAUUAUAAGCGAGUCAUAGAGGCCAGGGGCGUCACUGCUGAAACCAUGGCAAAUAACUUAGAUAAGAUCGUGCGUGGUACCGAGAAGUUCCUGAAAGAUAUACAAAUACCGAACCGGUACAAGUCUGCUUACAGUUCGAAAGCAACGUGGGAUACCUCAUGCGCGAAGGACCCGGAAGCCUGUGCAGCGGUUUUCGUGGGGAGCACGUCUAUGUUAUACGCCGGCGUACUAUUCUUAUUGGACGCGAGCAGGUCCGCAGCAGCUACAUGGGCGGAUGAGGAUGCAGAAAUGCGUUUCAGAGAUGUAUUGAAAGCCGUUGGUUACAAUCAGUCGGUAUGCCGCGAUGGUAUAAGUGGUUCGGACACACUUGAGGCGUUGGGAAGUAUGAAUACAGAUGUAUUGGAUAUAUUCUGCGACUUCGCCACAUUUUGGACAACUUAUGGAGCGCGGGCUGCAGAAUCUGGAGAAUUUGGAGAUGUGAACUCUGAAGAGCCCGUUGAAGAAGAACCACUUGAAGAAGUUGAAGAACCUAUUCACGCGGAAGAAGUGGUAGAAGUCGCAAAAGCUGUCAAUCUUGGAAGUGUACAAUAUGAGGAGCCUGUGAGAGUUUCAGGACUUAGAGGUGUGAAAUGCGAAGGGCCUGUGAAAGCUGUAGAUCCUGUGGAACAACCUGCGGCACCCGUGAAACCCGUAAAACUUUCGAAACCCAUGAAAACCGCAGACGCUGUAGAUGCUCUCAAUUACUGCACUGGCAAGCAUGGAUCCCAUCUGGUGGCAGGGCGUCACAGCGGCGUAGACAUGGGUCUGUUACAUGCCUGGAAUGCCAAGAAAUCGAAUAAGCCUCCGAAAAUAUUUACUGGUGUCGGUUCGAACAACUUCCAUGUUCCAGGAGCGCCUGCAGUGGCGAAUUUGGACUACGGUAGCCCAAUUUAA
Molecule: messenger RNA, 1251 nt
Organism: Babesia ovata
Lineage: Eukaryota; Apicomplexa; Aconoidasida; Piroplasmida; Babesiidae
Product: Probable serine threonine- kinase kinX, putative
Exons: 1
Coding region: 1-1251 (416 amino acids)
Source: RefSeq, a predicted model, not a curated record